CAACUUUCCUCUGCGGCGUUCAGCACUUUGUGAGGAUGGAGAGCGAAUAAAUUGAGCAAAGAGGGACUUAAAAAGAUGAUGUGGAUGGUGGAUGGUGGAUGGCGGGGAAGGUGGCAGGAGGGGAGGGGAGAGGGGGGGGACAUUAAUAGUGGCAUGUGUUAAUGAGAAAUCCGUGGGCACGUUUUAAGACUCAUCAGAUUUCUGUGCAUGCACUCAGCGGGCAAGUCUUUCCACUCCAGUGUGGUAGCAGCGGUACUAUUUUUAGAAACAAUGUUGCGGUAGAGGAAUCAAUCAAAGUGGGACUAAAAAAAAAGAAAAAAAGAAAACUAAUGUUUUUCAUGACAAUCUGCUGCUUUUUAGAGCUGCAAUCUUCUGUGAUUUCCACCUACGCUUUGCCGGGUCAUGGGAUAGGACGUUGCAUUUAGAGCUAUCUUGUCACAGCUGAUGCAAAAAAAAAAAGAGAGAUGCCUUUCCCUCUGAUGCUCUCAAGGAAAACACACCAGUGGACUGCAAACUUUUACACCAUGGAAUCCACCACACAUUGUGGCUGCAAUGCUUUUGGGACCUCGUGUAGUUUUGGAAUUUCUAAACCAUAUAGCAGUUUGGGAUGUGAAUGAGAAUUAUUGAUGAGACUGGAAAUCGGGAAAGAAGGCGCGUUGCUUCUGUUUUCUCAUCAUCUUUACUACUCUCAAGUGUGAGCACGUUUUUUUUUUUUUUUUUUGCUCUUAUGGGAAUUAAGCACUCGUCCCGCUGUAUGCUCCUCAGGAGAAAAAUGGCGGAGUCUGAGAGCAGUGAGCAACCACAGUUACAGCCACAGCCAAUCCGCAUAAUCCCCUCCCAGUCGGCGCAGCCCACCUCAUUGCCCAAGCCGGUGCCUUCCAUCCAGCACACCGCACGGCCUGCUCUGCCGCCACACACGCCCCAUGCUGCCAGCCUACCUAGCUGCCCUGGGCGGGGGAAGAUGGCCAAGUUUCUCAGCCCAGAGGAGAUGACAUCACGAGACUACUACUUUGACUCUUAUGCACACUUUGGUAUACAUGAGGAGAUGCUGAAGGACGAAGUGAGGACGCUCACCUACAGGAACUCCAUGUACCACAACAAACACGUCUUCAAGGACAAAAUAGUGCUGGAUGUCGGAAGCGGGACUGGGAUCCUGUCCAUGUUCGCGGCAAAAGCAGGGGCAAAGCACGUGUAUGGGAUUGAAUGUUCCAGUAUAUCAGAGUACUCAGAGAGGAUCAUCAAAUCCAACCACCUCGACAGCGUGAUCACCAUCUUUAAAGGCAAGGUGGAGGAGGUGGAGCUUCCUGUUGAGAAGGUUGAUAUCAUAAUAUCUGAGUGGAUGGGUUACUGCCUCUUCUAUGAAUCCAUGCUCAACACCGUCAUCUUUGCCAGGGACAAGUGGCUGAAACCUGGAGGAUUAAUGUUUCCUGAUCGUGCCUCUCUGUAUGUGGUGGCCAUAGAGGACAGGCAGUACAAAGACUUCAAAAUACAUUGGUGGGAGAACGUAUAUGGCUUUGACAUGACCUGUAUCCGUAAUGUGGCCAUGAAGGAACCACUAGUGGACAUAGUGGACCCCAAACAGGUGGUGACCAACUCCUGCCUCAUUAAGGAGGUGGAUAUCUACACAGUGAAGGCUGAGGAUCUCUCGUUUACCUCAGCGUUCUGCCUGCAGAUCCAGAGAAACGACUACAUCCAUGCGCUGGUCACCUACUUCCACAUCGAGUUCACUAAAUGUCACAAGAAGACUGGUUUCUCCACUGCACCAGAUGCUCCAUACACCCACUGGAAGCAGACAGUGUUUUACCUGGAGGACUACUUGACGGUGCGGAGAGGAGAGGAGAUCACUGGCAGCAUUGCUAUGAAGCCCAAUGAGAAAAACAUUCGCGACUUGGACUUCACCUUCGAGCUGGAUUUUAAAGGACAACUGUGUGAAGCGGCCAUAGCCCAUGACUACAAGAUGCGUUAAGUUUAACUGGGGGACUUUGGUGCCCCAUUGAGUACAACACCCUGAGCACCAGAGGGAGACAGAAACACUCCCAUGACUCCAAACGACGUAAGAGGGGCAUAGAAUAAAGGAAAAAGGCCAGGCCAAAGACCAAGCAGAGGCGGCCCUACUGACAAUAUCACUGUUGUCACUGCAGUAUAUGAAGAAGGCAGGAAGUUACUGAUGCUGACUGUUAAACAAUUCUGAAUGUACCACUGACAAAAGAGGCCCAGACUACUAAGUGUUGAUGGAUGUUAUUAAUUAUUGAUGUGCGUAUAUGUGAGAUGGAGUGAUGUAUCUGUAUGUUUUGUUCAGUAUUUCUUUUCCACAUUAACCUGGACAUUAUGGAGGGAUUUUUAAAUUCUCGUAGAGCUCAUCUAAUUCAUUACCGUAUUGUCCAUAGACUGCUAUAGGUAGCUAAUCAAUUUAAGGUGUAAUUCUUAUGUCAUAUUAUGUACUGUAGGGAAUGAUUAUCAGAGAAACACUUUAAUUUGUAGUUGUAUCAAUUUAGCAAUGUUGGAAAACUAACAGCCAAGGACAAACCUUUGUAGGUACGUAUAUGUGUAAUGUGAAAGGUGACACACGUUUGCAUAGUCAGUGUACUAGUAGCUUCCUGUGAGUGUGUAAUAGAAGGUGCUAUCGCACAGCUUGGACUCCAGAUGUGUCAGUUUGAGAUGUGAUGCUGACAUGCCAAUUACAUACCUUCCCCAUCCUCAAUGCCUUGACCAAGCGCCAAAGUGUACCUAGUUCUUUUCCGCACACAGCUGCAUUUAGCUUUUUUUCUAGUUUCAUAAAUAGACGCUGGCUGCUCUUCUUUUAUUGGUUUCGAGAUAUUGGUUAAAACACAGGCAUCUGCACAUGAUCCACGUCAGGCUGUCUAACCCCACAUUAAACUAGCUCGAUCUCAGUUAAGUAUUUUUAAGA
This is a messenger RNA of Larimichthys crocea (large yellow croaker), 2908 nucleotides long. RefSeq names its product protein arginine N-methyltransferase 8-B (gene prmt8a). Bases 614 to 1966 code for a protein of 450 amino acids. Gene Ontology annotation, biological process: peptidyl-arginine methylation, to asymmetrical-dimethyl arginine; chromatin remodeling. Gene Ontology annotation, molecular function: histone methyltransferase activity; protein-arginine omega-N monomethyltransferase activity; protein-arginine omega-N asymmetric methyltransferase activity. The transcript has 10 exons. Gene Ontology annotation, cellular component: plasma membrane. The record is from RefSeq and is a predicted model, not a curated record. NCBI's taxonomy places the organism in Eukaryota, Metazoa, Chordata, Actinopteri, Sciaenidae.